AAUUUUACUGAUGCAAAGAUUUUGUAGAUCUGAGCGUCAUGUACAUAAUCAAUCAAUGAGAACAUGUUACAUAAGUUUUCUGUUAAAUAAUAGGACUUUCUCACUUGCAACAUGUGGGUAAACCACCGACAUAGCUGAAAAUAAUCAUUUCUGUUGCAACAGGAGCAUGGGCAUGGGUGUGGUCACCGCGUUUUCCCGCAUUGGCAGCAUAUCGGCUCCCUUCGUGACGCUCCUGGGCGAUGUCUGGCUGCCCCUCCCCAUGGUGACGUUUGGUGUGGCGGCGUGUGCAGGCGGUUUGGCUGUCUUCUUGCUCCCGGAAACACUUGGAGUCCCCCUGCCUGAAACUAUAGAGGAUGUGGAGAAUGGAAAGCCACAACAAAGCGACAACGACAGCUCUGCGAACUAUACAAACCCUCGGACCGAACAUGACCCCUUCAAAAACAUGAAACAUUUAUCGUUAGAUAACUUCCAUCCGUGGCCUCUUUCGGUAAGAAUCAAUUGAGAGCAAUGAGACAAAAGAGUAAACCAUCAUUUAUUUCUGUUACAUGGCGCCGAUUUUGCAGGUAGCCCUUGUCACUAAUGUCAUAAAUGUUACAUUUUCUUCCUAGACCUGUUUAUACAAAAAUAUUGUUAACUUGACUAAACCAUAGAUCGUGUUUAGAACGACCGCGUUGAUAUCGUAACAUUUAUUUUAGCCAUGGUUAUCUUGCAUCCAAUUUUUAAGUUUAAACUGUUGCUUUCCUCUCUUGGCUUGAAGAAAAUGUUUGAGAUAGAAACCUGUCUUAGCAAGUAGGUCAUCUAUAAAAUUUACUUGCUGUGGCCCAUCGAACAUACUCAGUUAGGCUAAUAUUUCUCUCUUUGUUAGUUACAUGUGUCUUAUGUUUGAGUAUCUGCUAUUAUGAUAUGAAGUAGGCUUUUAAACUGUCCUAAUUAUCUAUGCAAAUUAGCCCCUGACUUGUAUAAUAAAAUUUGAUUAUUCAUGUAAGGCAUCUCCAGAGCUAUCUCACUCAUUCGCUCGCUCACAGUUUAUAACAAAAACUGCAUUCCAAAUACCAUGACAAUCUGUGAACCCAAAUUAUUCCACUCCAACGGGAUGAUGCAACUACAUAGGCGCGGAAAAAUCCUGAAGAAUUCCGGACAAUUUUGCCAAUCGGACGUAUCAUAUACUGUUAGGCUAGCCCCUGAGAUGUCUAUAAAAACACCCUUAAACCACCACAUCCUCACCCAUUUCACGAAGGUUGAGUUCUGCGAACGCUUGUUUAUCAAUUUAUUUGGACUUGUAAAGUAGUGUAUCCAUUCUUCAGAAGUAAUAUUGGGAUCGCAAGUGUUUGAGUUGUGUUUUCCAUUGAUUUCUUUGUCUAAAUGUUUCAAAAGUGACCAAAACUCCUUUGGAUUGUUUUUGUUAAAUUCUUCCAAUUUUGCUAGAAGGUCGGAAUUGUACUUCUGUUUACGCUGUUUGAUGAGUUUCUUGUAAUCACGCAAAGCUGUGAAAUAUUUGCAUCUAAUUUCUUUUAGCCAGGGUUCUUUUUUCAAUGGCAGUGACAGUCUUUUUAAACGUUGGCGUGAAGACCAGCAGCAUUGAUCAAACCAAACUUUGUUUUUCUUACCGCUUUGUGCAGGUUUCUUUGUUUGUCUAUUUGGCUUUGUUUUCAAAGACUUCUUCGCUACAUCCAACAAUAACUCUGUGAAGUUUGUGACAGCCUUUUCUGUCGAACAGAAUGAUGUUUGGCAGAAGUUUUGAAAUUUUGAAAUUGUAUCUUUACUAUCUAAAAUGUUUGAUAUAUUGAUUUUGAUUCAUCUUUCCAAAUGAAUGCGGAUGGUUUAGGUUUUACCUGGUUAAUUGAUUUUUGAAAAUGAGCGGAGUAGUUUGUCGACAAUGAGAAGGAAACAUGGCAAUGGUCAGAAAAUUGGGUGAUUGGGCUAACAUUUACAUAUUGUACAUUGGAUAAUAGAGAAUUGCGCACAAUGCAAUAGUCGACAACACUAGAUCCUUAAAUGAAGUAAGACACGUUAUGCUUUGUUGUUAUCUCAGUUUCUUAAAUGAAGUUAGACACGUUAUGUUUUGUUGUUAUCUCAGUUUCUUAAAUAAAGUAAGACACGUUAUGUUUUGUUGUUAUCUUAGUUUCUUAAAUGAAGUAAGACACGUUAUGUUUUGUUGUUAUCUCAGUUUCUUAAAUGAAGUAAGACACGUUAUGUUUUGUUGUUAUCUCAGUUUCUUAGAUAAAGUAAGACACGUUAUGUUUUGUUGUUAUCUUAGUUUCUUAAAUGAAGUUAGACACGUUAUGUUUUGUUGUUAUCUUAGUUUCUUAAAUGAAGUAAGACACGUUAUGUUUUGUUGUUAUCUCAGUUUCUUAAAUGAAGUAAGACACGUUAUGUUUUGUUGUUAUCUCAGUUUCUUAAAUGAAGUAAGACACGUUAUGUUUUGUUGUUAUCUCAGUUUCUUAGAUAAAGUAAGAUACGUUAUGUUUUGUUGUUAUCUUAGUUUCUUAAAUGAAGUUAGACACGUUAUGUUUUAUUGUUAUCUCAGUUUCUUAAAUGAAGUAAGACACGUUAUGUUUUGUUGUUAUCUCAGUUUCUUAAAUGAAGUAAGACACGUUAUGUUUUAUUGUUAUCUCAGUUUCUUAAAUGAAGUAAGACACGUUAUGUUUUGUUGUUAUCUCAGUUUCUUAAAUGAAGUAAGACACGUUAUGUUUUGUUGUUAUGUCAGUUUCUUAAAUGAAGUAAGACACGUUAUGUUUUGUUGUUAUCUCAGUUUCUUAGAUAAAGUAAGACACGUUAUGUUUUGUUGUUAUCUUAGUUUCUUAAAUGAAGUUAGACACGUUAUGCUUUGUUGUUAUCUUAGUUUCUUAAAUGAAGUAAGACACGUUAUGUUUUGUUGUUAUCUCAGUUUCUUAAAUGAAGUAAGACACGUUAUGUUUUGUUGUUAUCUCAGUUUCUUAAAUGAAGUAAGACACGUUAUGUUUUGUUGUUAUCUCAGUUUCUUAGAUAAAGUAAGACACGUUAUGUUUUGUUGUUAUCUUAGUUUCUUAAAUGAAGUAAGACACGUUAUGUUUUAUUGUCUUUCUUGUUAUAUGUUAUUUGUUGUCUUUGUUUCCUACAGAACCCGUAUGAUUUUUAUUUAUGAAAAUCAGCACAUAUGACAUUUGUUUCAUAAUCAAACCUACCAAACCGGUUUUAUGUAACCACUUGAGAAAACGACGUCUGUCUAAAAUGUCGGACCGUUCAGUUCACAAAUUUAUACAGUUGCAUGAGCAGAUGCUUUUUAUUGAGGAUCUCAUUACUUGGAUGUAUGGAAAUACGUAAAAGUAGGGACUGACAAAGCAGAUACCCAAUGUGGAAAGUAACUUACAGUAAGUUACAUGGAAUGACACCGUUUUUUUUAAGUAAAGGCGUCUAGCUAGCGUCUGCUAUAAGUUAACAAUUGUGGUUUCUGUGCUGGAGCUGUUGCUUUAUAUUUCACUGUAGAUAUACAAGAAUCGUUAGCGUU
This is a messenger RNA of Branchiostoma floridae (Florida lancelet), 3487 nucleotides long. RefSeq lists its product as uncharacterized. The transcript has 2 exons. Bases 2013 to 3140 code for a protein of 375 amino acids. The record is from RefSeq and is a predicted model, not a curated record. NCBI's taxonomy places the organism in Eukaryota, Metazoa, Chordata, Leptocardii, Amphioxiformes, Branchiostomatidae.